Messenger RNA from Pyricularia grisea, 825 nucleotides. RefSeq lists its product as uncharacterized. Lineage: Eukaryota; Fungi; Ascomycota; Sordariomycetes; Magnaporthales; Pyriculariaceae. Gene Ontology annotation, cellular component: cytoplasm; nucleus. Bases 1 to 825 code for a protein of 274 amino acids. Gene Ontology annotation, biological process: secondary metabolite biosynthetic process. The record is from RefSeq and is a predicted model, not a curated record. The transcript has a single exon.
AUGCAGCUACGCAGAGAAAUGGACACGUCUGCAUACGACACAAAAACGCGUCACCUGCCGCGCAUCCUUUGCCUACACGGAGGCGGCACCAACGCCUCUAUUUUCCGCACCCAAUGUCGCCAGCUUUCACGUAGUCUGGAGCCGCAUUUCCGUCUCGUUUACGUCGAGGCGCCUUUUGCAUCCUUGCCAGGUCCAGACGUAGCACCCGUUUAUGGCGAUUGCGGUCCCUUUAAGCGCUGGUUUCCCGAUGAUGGAAAGCAUUCUGAUGCCGACACCAUUCUCGCCAUCGACGCUUCUCUGCGCGAGGCUAUACAAAACGACGAUGCUCGCGCCGGUGCAACGGGCCCUUGGGUUGGACUGCUUGGGUUCUCGCAGGGCGCCAAGCUGGCGGCCAGUCUGCUCUACCGUCAGCAGCAGCGAGUUGCCAAGUGCCCAGACCGGAUAGGCUCCUCGGAAAACUGGCGCUUCGGUGUCAUCCUGGCCGGUCGCGCGCCUCUCGUCGCGCUCGAUCUAGAGGUCUGCCGGUCUACCACGCUCGACAGACCGUCGUCGGCAAGCGUUGCGAUGGGGGACGGACACGUGUCCAGCUCUGGGGAUAAUGUGGGCGAUGACGACUUGCUGCGCGUGCCCACACUCCACGUCCACGGCACCCUCGACCCGGGGAUAGAGCUGCAUCGGCAGCUAUUGACAAGGUUCUGCGCCCCCGGGACGACGCGGCUGCUCGAAUGGCCUGGUAACCAUCGCGUUCCGAUCAAGUCGGCUGAUGUCGACCCCGUGGUGGCUGAGAUGGUCAAAAUGGCGGCUUCUACAUGUGUUCCGGUCUAG